ACAAUAUAGGGACAGUUAUCCCGGUUGCCUAGAAACGGUAGAACGCUUAGAUACGUUGGAAUAAGGCUCCGUUGUGAGCUCAGAGACCCUUCCUGGCCGCACACACAGCCAACAUGUUCAUAUACCUGAGUAAGAAAAUUGCCAUUCCCAACAAUAUCCGAUUAAAAUGUAUAUCGUGGAACAAAGACCAAGGUUACAUAGCAUGUGGCGGCGAAUCGGGAUUGCUGAAAGUCUUAAAAUUGGAAAUGCAAACAGAUGAUUCCAAGUUAAAGGGGCUUGCUGCCCCCAGUAAUCUCUCCAUGAAUCAGACCCUUGAGGGACACAGCGGUUCUGUACAAGUUGUUACUUGGAAUGAACACUUUCAGAAAUUGACCACCAGUGAUCAGAAUGGACUCAUCAUUGUCUGGAUGCUGUACAAGGGCUCUUGGUACGAAGAGAUGAUUAAUAACAGGAAUAAGUCCGUUGUGCGCAGCAUGAGCUGGAACGCUGAUGGUCAGAAGAUCUGCAUUGUGUAUGAGGAUGGAGCAGUCAUUGUCGGCUCAGUGGACGGCAAUCGUAUUUGGGGCAAGGAACUGAAAGGGAUACAACUGUGCCAUGUAGCAUGGUCGCCGGACAGCAAAAUUCUUCUGUUUGGCAUGGCAAAUGCAGAAAUUCACCUCUACGACAACCAGGGGAAUUUCAUUGUGAAAAUGCUGCUGAGUUGUUUGGUGAAUGUGACGGGUCCUCUGAGUAUUGCUGGCAUGCACUGGUAUUCAGGUACUAAAGGGUACGUGGAACCAGAUUGCCCCUGUCUCGCCAUAUGUUUUGACAAUGGAAGAUGCCAGAUAAUGAGACACGAGAAUGAUGAAAACCCAGUGCUGAUUGAUACCGGUAUGAAUGUAGUGAGCGUUCAGUGGAAUCACUGUGGGAGUGUGCUGGCCGUGGCUGGGUCCCAGAAAACCACCAUUCAGGAUAAAGAUGUCAACAUUGUGCAGUUCUACACCCCCUUUGGAGAGCACCUGCGCACAUUGAAGGUUCCAGGAAAACAAAUGUCCGCCGUGUCCUGGGAAGGUGGAGGCUUAAGAAUCGGACUAGCUGUAGAUUCCUUCAUAUACUUUGCAAACAUUCGACCAGAUUACAAGUGGGGUUAUUGCUCCAACACCGUUGUGUACGCCUACACAAGACCGGACCGUCCCGAGCAUUGCGUCGUCUUCUGGGAUACAAAGAACAAUGAGAAAUUUGUAAAAUAUGUCAAAAGCUUGAUCUCCGUCACAACGUGUGGGGAUUUCUGUAUUCUGGCUACCAAAGCUGAUGAAAACCACCCCCAGGAUGACAAUGAAGCAGAAACUAACAGAGCUAAGUAUGUGCUGGUGUUGUGCAAUUCUAUUGGAACUCCGUUGGAUUCUAAAUACAUAGAUUUGGUACCCUUGUUUGUCACCAUGACCAAAGCACACGUAGUAGCAGCAUCCAAGGAAACCCUCUAUGUCUGGCAGUACCGGGUGGCAAAGAAGCUGACUGCAAUGGAGAUAAAUCAGUUGCUGCGGACUAGAAAGGAGGGCAGAGAACGGAUGUUUCAUGUUGAUGAAGCGUCGUCCGGAGCUGGGGAGGGGCUGCUGGAUUACAGUAAAGUGGUGGCAGCAACAAGAGAUCCCAUCUGCUGCAUAACAGCAUCUGAUAAAGUCCUGAUUGUGGCACGCGAGUCUGGGACGGUACAGAGAUACAGCUUACCAAACGUGGUGUUAGUGCAGGAGUAUGGGCUGAGCUGCCGUGCCCAUCACAUGAGUAUGAACUGCAAUUCCAGCCGCCUGGCUAUCAUAGAUAUCUCUGGAGUAGUCACAUUCCUGGAUCUGGAAGCCCGGCACACGGAUGACGCAGGCCAGCAAAUAGUCAGUGAGCAGCUGAAGUUUGAGCGCAAGGAUGUUUGGGACAUGAAGUGGGCCAAUGACAACCCGGACUUGCUUGCAUUGAUGGAGAAGACUAGGAUGUACGUGUUCAGGAACAUGGAUCCAGAGGAACCCAUUCAGACAUCAGGAUAUAUUUGCAAUUUCGAGGACUUGGAAAUAAAAUCUGUUCUUUUGGACGAAUUGCUAAAGGACCCAGAACACCCUAACAAGGAUUACAUAAUUAACUUUGAAAUCCGAUCCCUGCGAGAUAGCAGAGCAUUGAUUGAGAAGGUUGGGAUUGAAGACGCAUCUCAGUUCAUCGAGGACAACCCUCACCCCAGACUCUGGCGAUUACUAGCUGAAGCUGCCCUCCAGAAACUGGACCUGCCAACCGCGGAGCAGGCAUUUGUGCGCUGCAGGGACUAUCAGGGCAUAGGGUUUGUAAAGCGGCUGGGCAACCUGCAGAGCGAGCCCAUGAAACAAGCGGAGGUGUGCGCCUAUUUUGGCAAGUUUGAGGAAGCAGAGAGGAUGUACCUGGACAUGGACAGGAGAGACCUGGCUAUCAGCCUGCGGAUAAAACUGGGAGACUGGUUCCGAGUGUUGCAGCUGCUGAGGACUGGUUCCGGUGACUCGGAUGAUGCCCUGUAUGAGCAGGCAUAUAAUGCCAUCGGUGACUAUUUUGCAGACCGACAGAAAUGGGUAAACGCUGUGCAGUACUAUGUACAGGGCAGGAAUCAGCAGCGCCUGUCAGAGUGCUACUAUAUGCUGGAAGAUUAUGAUGGCUUUGAGACUUUGGCCAAUUCCUUACCUGAGAACCACAAACUGCUACCAGACAUUGCUCGUAUGUUUAUGACCGUGGGAAUGUGUGAGCAGGCAGUGGCCGCCUAUCUGAAGUGUAACAUGCCGAAAGCCGCAGUAGAUGCAUGCAUUCACUUAAAUCAGUGGAAUAAAGCCGUUGAGCUUGCCAAAAAUCACAACAUGAAAGAAAUCGGAUCGCUGCUUGCCAAGUACGCCUCCCACUUGUUAGAGAAGAACAAGACACUUGACGCUAUUGAGCUGUACCGGAAAGCCAAUUACUUCCUGGAAGCAGCUAAGCUCCUUUUCAAGAUUGCUGAUGAGGAGGCAAAGAAGCGGACAAAGCCGCUGCGUGUGAAGAAGCUGUACGUCCUGGCGGCGCUGCUGGUGGAGCAGUAUCACACACAGAUGAAGAACACACAGAAGGGGAAACUGAAAGGGAAACAGACAGAGGCUACAUCUGCGUUAGCGGGUCUGCUGGAGGAGGACAGCUUGUUGUCUGAUAAUCGGAUCAUCGACAACGCCUGGCGAGGAGCUGAAGCCUAUCAUUUCUUCCUGCUGGCUCAGAGGCAGCUGUAUGAGGGAUACGUGGAUGCUGCCAUGAGCACAGCUCUCCACCUGCGAGACUAUGAAGACAUCAUUCCUGCUGUAGAGAUCUAUUCCCUCCUCGCGCUCUGUGCCUGCGUUAACCGAGCGUUUGGUACAUGUUCCAAGGCCUUUAUUAGACUGGAAUCUUUAGAGACGUUGAGCCCUGAACAGAGGCAGCAGUACGAAGAUCUCGCUUUAGAAAUCUUCACCAAGCACAGUCCAAAAGACAGCAGGAAAGCGGACGUGGAGGUCUUCCUAGAAGGUGGGGAGGGAAAACUCCCAACAUGCAUUGCUUCAGGGAGACCCAUCACGGAGUACCAGUUCUGGAUGUGCAGUGUCUGUAAACAUGGCGUACAAGAUGGCGAGAUCGCUGCUUUCAGCUUCUGCCCUCUCUGCCAUAGCUCCACUGCAUGAACACGUCCACGUACAAAUCCUUUCACUGUAAAUACAUAACAUUAUAAUAACAUGCUUCUAGUUAAUGGAACCAUUUCUCAGUCACACACUGGAUCAGUUCCCAGUCUCUAGUCAGAUAUUAUUUUAGACCCAAUAUACAUUAAAUAGAAUGAAAAACUA
Pseudophryne corroboree (corroboree frog) is the source of this 3818-nucleotide messenger RNA. RefSeq names its product WD repeat domain 35 (gene WDR35). Lineage: Eukaryota; Metazoa; Chordata; Amphibia; Anura; Myobatrachidae. The coding region runs from base 114 to 3659 and encodes 1181 amino acids. Gene Ontology annotation, molecular function: protein binding. The transcript has 28 exons. Gene Ontology annotation, biological process: intraciliary retrograde transport; non-motile cilium assembly; protein localization to cilium. Gene Ontology annotation, cellular component: intraciliary transport particle A; non-motile cilium. The record is from RefSeq and is a predicted model, not a curated record.